Molecule: messenger RNA, 6522 nt
Organism: Ylistrum balloti
Lineage: Eukaryota; Metazoa; Mollusca; Bivalvia; Pectinida; Pectinidae
Product: CAP-Gly domain-containing linker protein 1-like
Exons: 30
Coding region: 327-5411 (1694 amino acids)
Biological process (GO): cytoplasmic microtubule organization
Cellular component (GO): cytoplasm; nucleus; microtubule plus-end
Molecular function (GO): microtubule plus-end binding
Source: RefSeq, a predicted model, not a curated record
ACGAACUCAUCUCUUGCAGCCAUGAUUCGUGUGAAAAAUUCGGUAGCAGGGUAAAGGUAGGACCAAGAGCGAAAUAAUUCGUAGUAUUAUGAUUUAAACUGAAAAACAUUACUGGGAGACAAAGCCUUUUCUCCACUGACCUGGAUAUACCUAUAACAUCUAAAAGUGCUAAGUGUGUGAGGUGGAAUUAGAUUUAAACCUGCUUAUUGAUGGUUAAAAUUGAUCUACCAGACCAGAGGUAGCUGCUACCACAAGAAAUCUUGCCAAAACCAGACAUCUUCUUGAUGACAUUUUCAAAAUGAUGGAGUGAAAAAAAUUGAAAAGAGAUGAGUUUACCUCGACCAUCAGGGCUAAAAGCCCCCUCUAAGAUUGGCAAACCUUCUGGUAUGCCAACUCCACGUCCAUCAGGUACAAGCAUCCCAGCACCUGGCUCUGUGCAUAAAGUGCAAAGCCCUGAGCUGCCCAACCCCCCACCUCCUGCUGAUGACUUUAUCAUUGGGGACAGAAUAUGGGUGUCCGGCAAUAAGCCAGGAUUCAUUGCCUUCCUUGGGGAAACCCAGUUUGCACCUGGAGAAUGGGCAGGUGUUGUGUUAGACAAACUAGAGGGAAAAAAUGACGGGUCAGUUCAAGGUGUUAGAUACUUUCAGUGUGAAGCUAAACGGGGUGUCUUUGCCCGAAUCUCAAAACUAUCACGGACACCUAAUCUGAUGCAAUCAACAGCUGCAAGGCCAGAAGAAAGCAUGUCUGAGUCAGGACAGAAUUCUGUUAAAGCAACACCAAACGGUUCUCACAUGAGGCCCACGACUCCAAAAUUAGGAUUAACAGCAAGCAGAGGACCUUUAGGUUCAGCGUCUAGUUUAACAAAAGCACCAGCCAUGACACUUGGAGGAAAACCAACAUCUGUUGGGAGUAAACCAGUGUUAAAGAUUGGUGACCGUGUGUUGGUUAGUGGGACUAAGAUGGGCACACUCCGAUAUGUCGGGUCUACAGAUUUUGCUAAAGGAGACUGGGCAGGUGUGGAACUGGAUGAAAAGCAGGGUAAAAAUGAUGGUGCUGUGGCUGGCAAAAGAUACUUCGAUUGCCGCCCCAUGUACGGGCUGUUUGCUCCGUUACACAAAGUCACGCGCCUAACGUCUGGAUCUGGGCCUGGCGUUGGUACAGGAAGCACCACCCCAAGCCCUCAGGCACGUUCUCUGAUGAACACCAGUUUAAGGUUGUCUCGGGAACGAAGUGGGAGUCAGGAAUCUGUCAGCUCCAUCAGUUCGUCUGCAUCUAGUGUGUCACGAAGCCGGGUAAGACUGGGAGUGACGUCCUUGAAUAACCAGUUGCCUCUCCGUCAUAUCCAAAAAAAGUCACCAUCACCGGCCAAAACCAGCCAGCGACCCAGCACUCUUAACCUUUCUGCCACCACCACAGCCCUACAGAAAGCUUUAAAGGAAAAAGAAGAACAUAUAGAACAGCUUCUUAGGGAACGAGAUCUAGAGAGGGCAGAAGUUGCUCGUGCUGCAGCCCAUGUAGAUGAGGCUGAGGGAGAACUAACAUCUAUGCGUGUCCAGAAUGAGCGUCUUCGCGAGGACACAGAUGAUGCUGUGAUUAAGUUAAAGACAACGAUACAACAACUGGAGAAGGAGAAGGCAGACCUGCUUUGUAAAUUAGAGGAUGAAAAAAGGAAAGUAGAAGAUCUUCAGUUCCAGAUAGAAGAGGAAGCUAUCACCAAAGAUGACCUAGAGUCAAAAACAGAAGAAGAAGAGGCUAAAUUAAAGGAUCUAGAGAAAUCUCUGCGACGGGAAAAGGAAAGGGCAGACAAGUUUGAGCAGGACCUGUUUGGUUUGAAGGCCCUACUUAAGGACAAGGCAGAACGACUAUCCGAAACUGAGGAUCAAAAUGUUGUUUUCCUGGAUCAGAUUGAGGAACUUACUCAUAAAUUAUCUCAGGCAGAGAAUAAGGUCAAAGGUUACGAGUCCUCAAGACUUGAGGAAGGGGCAAAGACCAGCCAAGUAAGCAUAGAACUUGAAGAGAAGUCCUCAAAGGUAACAGAGCUUGAGGACACACUGUCAUCCCGUAACCGUGAAGUGAAAGAGUUGCAGAAUAAAUUAAGUGAAUUGAAUGAAGAAGCCAAAACCAGCACAAUACGCAGACAAAAAUUACAGGAAACUAUUGACAAUUUGACAGCACAACUUGCAAAUAGUGGUGAUGCAUCUAACAGUCUUAACACAGAAAUACAGAAACUCAAAUCACAAAUCUCAGAUUUACAACGACAACUGGACUCCAGCAAGGAUAAAGAACAACAACUGACAGAUGAGAAGAACCAGCUUGAACUACAAAUGAGCGAUAUGAUGAGAAACUCCGGUGAUAGCUCAAAACGUCUUUCUCUGAUGAACGAUCAACUCACAGAGAGGAAUAGAAAAAUUCAGGAACUACAAACAGACUUGUCCAAUUCUACUCAAAAAUGGGGAAGAAUUAACGAUGAACUGACACAACUUCAAUCGGAUAGGGAAAGGGAAAAAGAAAAUUUAAUUAGUAAACAUGAAGAAAAUAUUAACACAUUUAGGAGUCAAAUUGAAGACAUGCAAAGAGCCUUGGAUAAAGCCAACAAUAAAAUGAAAACAAAGUCAGAAGAUUUUGAAAAAGAAAAAGAAGAAGCCAUUAAACGCAAACAAGGGGAAAUCAACAGCCUUAAAAAACAGAUUGAACAAAUCAGGGAGGAACUUGACAAACAAGAAGUCCAGACACAAGCACACAAACGGGUGUUAGACACCAUUACCAUAGAGAAAGAGGCUCUACAGUUUGAGAAGGAGAAGGCCGAGAAACAUGUGAAGCGUCUGGAAGGGGAGAAAGAGACGUUGAACGGCAACCUUAUCCAUGCUCGUGUAGAGGUCACUAAAACACAGUCAGCUAAUGAAAAACUUGGAGCAGAACAAACCAACCUAAUGGAGCAGAUCUCGGACCUCAAAUCUGAGAUCGAUAAAUCUAACAAGUCGAAAAAGGAGUUGCAAAAACAGAAAGAUGAUGCUCAAUCAGAGAAAGACGCUGCUAUUAUUGAAAGGGAGACUCUACAAAGGGAGGUAAUAGAGGGCAAGGUCACACUACAACAAAAAGAUAUGCAGAUUGAGGAACAACAGAAGAAAUCAGAUGAACUUCAGAGAGAGAUUGACAAACUAAGAAUGGAGACAAGCCAACAUGAAGAGAGGAUAUCACAGUUAUCAGAGCAGGAAAUGACCUCAGGGGCAUUACAGGAACAGCUAGAAGAAAAUAAGACAAAGGUAGCCCAGCUCCAGACAAAACUAAAGGACAUGGAGGCAGAGAGAGACUCUAUGAAGGCACAACUGGAGUUUGCCAACCUGGUCACCGAAGAACGCAAACGGCUUGAAGAUCAGAACGUCCAACUAACUAAGGAUAUGGAGACACUUCAGACGCGGUUUAGUAAAGAGUUGGAAAAACAUGACGCUGCAAAAACAAGUCUACAGACCGAGCUUGACAACUCUUCUCAGUUGUUACAACAGAAAUGUGAGGAGGUGGACACUUACCAAAAACAGAUUGCAAAUCUGAAGAAUGAGAAUUCUUCAUUGGAAGUGUACCGGUCAUCAGUGUCGUCCCUGGAGGAAGAGAAGUUGGAGUUUAAGAGUGUUAUCAAGAGUCUGGAGCAGGCCGUUAAGGAUGCCAAGGCAGAGGCUAGAGCUGCAGCUCAAGAGGCAAAGAAUGCAGUGGAACAGGCCAAUGCCAAUAGUGUGGCAGUCACAGGUGAUGCUCUGACUACAAAGCUUCAGGAGGAGAAGACAGCCAUGGAGGGACAGGUAGAUUUCCUCAACUCUGUCAUUGUGGAUCUACAGAAGAAGAAUUCUGAUUUGAAGAUCCGUCUUGAGGCCAUGGAAGUUGGUGUCGUAACCAAUGGAAACAGCAAUGACUCUAUGGAAGUGACUCCUAAAGCAAAGGCGCCCCCACGUCUCUUCUGUGAUAUUUGUGAUGUGUUUGAUGAACAUGACACGGACGACUGCCCACUUCAAGCCAUGGACUAUGAGGAACCAGCACCCUCCCAACACCAUGGUGACCGCAAGCAUAUGCGAUCCUACUGUGAUAUCUGUGAAGAAUUUCACGAACCUUGUGUCUUGCCAGAUGGCAUCGUUGAUGAUGUUUUGAGUCCAAUUAAGGUCAAUGUUACUCACGCCCGUGAUGUCGACAACAAUGGCGGCCCUCUUGAAACUACCACACUCAUAGGUGCUGACAAAAAUGAUCUAGAACAUGAAAUACCGGAAGAACCUGAGGAUACAAAAAGUGAACACGACGGCGAACAUACUGACCAUAGUUAUGGCCAUGAUGAGGGAACACAUUGUGAUAUGGGUAUUUAUGAAUCUCUAUUGAAACCAGACGAUACGGAUGCACAGUAUAUCUCAGAUGAAGACUUGAUUGAAAAGGGAGAUUUCGUAAAAGGUGAGAGAGAAGACAGCGAAGAAUAUCUCCAGGAAUCUGAUGAAUAUCACAUACCGUCUAGUUCACCUGAUGACGACGUCGAGGUUGAAAAAUCAGACAAAAACGACGAUGAAAUCAUCGAAUCUGGCGACCAUAGAGAAGAUGCAGAUGCUGAUUUAGAGGCUAGAUAUGUCGAUGAAUCUGUAGACGAAUUUCUGGAAUUAGAAAAACAGUUAGCGGCAGAAUGUGAUCAAACGGAUUCGGGUAUUCCAUCAGAUAUUGAACACGGACCGGAAGAACUAGCUACAGGAUAUGAUGAGUACAUGCAAGCUAUUCAAGACCUCUCUAGUCAGAAAAAUAAACAAGAUGAAGAAAUUUCCGAUUCUGAUGGCGAAGCCAAUUCAGAUGGUAUAAAUGAGAAUGAAUAUGCUGACACACAGUCAGACCUCCCUCAGAACUACACCAAAGAAACGGGUAUUGAUAAAAUUGAUAACAGUGACAUAGAAGAGAGUGUUGAUCGACAAGCAACUGAAUACCAACAAGGACAAGAGCUGAAUGACGUGAAUGAGGAAAGUAAUAUCGUUUCAAUGGAAGAGGAAAGGGAUGACAAUACAAACCAGGGGACGAUGGGGUAUUCGUCGGAACCUCAUGCAGACUUGCAGUCGGGUAUUGGGAGCAUUGACAAAGACGGUGCUAUCGACACUGAAAAGGACAGCGAGUCUGAGUCUUACCAAUGUUCUUCAGAGUUAGCAGAAAGCGCGGCAAACAUGUCAGACUGUGAUAAAUCUGCACUCCUUGAAACAAGGGAUCUGAAAGAUGAGAAUACAACCGAUAAAUCGGCCGAUGGGGAACAACGGGAAAAACAAGACCAUCUUGAUACAGAUGUUGAAAAGAAUGAUAACGUUUUAGAAAGUGAUUGUGAAAAGCAAGGAAUGGAAUGUGGAAGCUUAGGUUCGCCCGAGUUUUCCUCCGAUGAUAAGGAGGAGAAAUGUAAACUUAGUUAAAUGACGAUUGAGAAUAUUGUGCCUCCUAUUAUUAAAAUAUUUUUCUUCCUUUACAGGUUUGCUCAAGUAGAUGUGUCUAUUUUCGUAUGCUGUUAUUUCGUUUUCUACUUGAUCAAUUCCAUGAAUUUAUUUUUGUUUGAUUUGUAAACUUUAGAAGAGAUUGUUGUGAUAUUUGUUAAUUGUCGUUUUAUGAUAACAUUGAUAUUUCAUCACAAACAUAUAUAUUUAUUUCACUUAUGUUGGAUGUAACUAUUUAUAUUGUUCAUAUAACUGUGUAUUUCUCAUUGGUAUUAACGAUAUGGUAAAUCCCUACUUCUUUGUUAAUAAAACACAACUGCUGACUCAUUAUAACAACAAAUUAGACCUCUACUGUUUCAUUAAGAUUUCUUUUUCUCACAUACUUAACAGGACGACCCCAUGGUUGUUAGAAUGGGAAAUAUCUUACAUCUGGCACGCGCUAUGACGUUGCCCACAAUAGUGUAGCGUCAUCAUUGUAUGUAGCGUAAUCAUGUUGCUAAAUGAUGACGUCAUCACAUUUCAUGGACCAUUGUUUCACAACAACUUAUUUUUAUUUAAGUUUGUGAGAAAAAUAACCAAAAAUGUUCUUUGUUCCGAGGACAGAAAUAUCUUAACCUUCGUCUUAGAGUUUGACUGGCCAGCACUAGAAAAGCAUUAUGGUCUCUUGCCAAACUCUGUAACUCGGGGCGGAAUAAUCCGUCCCAGGAACAAACUCAUGUAAGACUCUGUUAAAUUAGCCCAUUCUGUUCUAGACAUUAUUUAUGUAACGCAGAAUUUGUACUCAACAUUAGUGAAUUGCUUCAUGCUGACGGACUUGUUUAGGUCAAUGUUCUAGAUAAUAUCAUUGAAAAUGUAAUGUUCAAUUGAAAGAGGUAACAGCAGCCGUUACAGUUUGAUAAACAGGUGUUACAGUCGUCGUGAAAAUACCAGGUAGAGCUCAACAAUAAUCUAUUGUUUUUUUGUCGAAUGUUCGUAUUUAUAUAUUUUAUACAUUUGAACUAACCUGUGAUGUAACAUGAUGUACAAAUCUACUAGCAUAUAAGUUUAUAAUUUUCAACCGAGAUACUGAUAUCAAUAAAGAAUCAUACCCUUG